Molecule: messenger RNA, 1313 nt
Organism: Austrofundulus limnaeus
Lineage: Eukaryota; Metazoa; Chordata; Actinopteri; Cyprinodontiformes; Rivulidae
Product: phospholipid hydroperoxide glutathione peroxidase, mitochondrial
Exons: 7
Biological process (GO): response to oxidative stress
Cellular component (GO): nucleus; mitochondrion
Molecular function (GO): phospholipid-hydroperoxide glutathione peroxidase activity; glutathione peroxidase activity
Source: RefSeq, a predicted model, not a curated record
GGGCGGGGUUGUACAGUCACGUGAGACGAGCGGCCGAUAUGUGGCUGCGUCCGUCGUCUUUUUUGCUGGGACUGGUGGUGUGCAGCAGAGGACUAGUGAGGAGCAUGUGUGCUCAAGUGGGAGACUGGCAGAGUGCCAAGUCCAUUUAUGAGUUCUCUGCCAAAGACAUUGAUGGGGAGGAGGUUYCUCUGGAAAAGUACAGAGGUCAUGUUUGCAUCAUUGUAAACGUCGCCUCUAAAUGAGGAAAGACUCGUGUAAACUACACUCAGCUUGCGGGAAUGCACGCCUCCUAUGCUGAGAAAGGUUUACGCAUCCUGGGCUUCCCAUGCAACCAGUUUGGAGGACAGGAACCGGGGACUGAUGCGGAAAUUAAAGAGUUUGCCAAAGGGUAUAAUGCAGAGUUUGAUCUCUUCAGUAAGAUUGAGGUGAACGGUGACAACGCUCACCCACUGUGGAAGUGGAUGAAGUCACAGCCCAAAGGAAAGGGAACCUUUGGAAACAACAUCAAAUGGAACUUUACCAAGUUCCUUAUUGACAAAGAGGGGCAGGUGGUGAAGAGAUACGGUCCAACAGAUGAUCCAAGUGUGGUGGAGAAGGACUUGCCCACAUACAUGUAAUGCUACUACUGAGUUCCUCUGAUUCCUGACCUCUCAUAUGGACUUAAGGGUAUCUGUGUGAGUGUGCCUGGGCCAGUGACGGCUCUGUCUGUAAACCCAUCCCUGGGAAAGGCAGAGCCUGAUGAUCCUCAGCGUGCAACUUAUCUCCAGAGCCCACUCAUGUCAGACCUUGUAAGACCAUGUGAAAGGGCAUUUAUUAGAUGGCCUAAAAAAAAAAGACAGUUUGCAUCCUACUGAAAAUCUAAACAAUCAUUCCUUUUUAUAAUGUUUAACAAAUUUACCCAUCAGUAGCCCUUUUCACAUGUAUAUCUUAUUAGACAAUGGCUUUGUUUCCAUAUAGUAUUUUCACUCAUGCUGUGUACGUCUCUCAGUCCAGUAUCUGUGUGUGUCUGUGUGUGUUUUACACACAUGAAGCAAGCUUUAUGGAAUCAGUAGUGACAACAGCACCAUUGAUUAGAGCUUCACACCCACCCUUCCUAAAUUAGCUCUAUAACUACAACCGCUUUGGUCGUUUCACACAACCCUAAUGUACAMAGAAGACAUCUCGUGCAUGAUAUCUGAAAGGGGCUAGUGGUGUGAGAAUAUAAAUGGCAAUAAUUGCACAAUAUUCUGUAAAUCUAUUAACAAUAUUGAUGUCAUUUGUCACAAACCAUAACUUGAGUGAUUGCAUUWGAAAAAUAAACCCUGUCUUGCACA